Molecule: messenger RNA, 2123 nt
Organism: Alosa sapidissima (American shad)
Lineage: Eukaryota; Metazoa; Chordata; Actinopteri; Clupeiformes; Clupeidae
Gene: rcc1
Product: regulator of chromosome condensation 1
Exons: 10
Coding region: 150-1445 (431 amino acids)
Cellular component (GO): cytoplasm
Molecular function (GO): guanyl-nucleotide exchange factor activity
Source: RefSeq, a predicted model, not a curated record
CAAUACAGCAAAAGAAGUAGUUCAACAUGCAUUCAUUUACGCCGCACAGUGCACGCUCCACCAAGGUGCAAAGAAAGCGGUAAGGCUAGCAAACUCCUCGGCGUCAGUAUCAUUUCUUAUUCACUCAGAGUAACUGGUGGAGAGCAAUAAUGCCUGGGAGAAAGCCUGCUAAGAGGAAAUCAGAUGUUCCCACACCAUCAAAACAGACUAAAAAGGUCAAAGGAACUACCAUCACCCCAGAAGAGGGGGAGGCUUUGCUGGUGCAGCACCGGAGCCAUGGGAAGGAGAAGGGCUUGGUGCUGGUCCUGGGCCAGGGAGACGUUGGCCAGCUGGGCCUAGGCGAGGACGUGAUGGAGCGCAAGAAGCCCGCCCUGGUCAACCUGCCGGAGGGGGUGGUGCAGGCGGUGGCCGGGGGCAUGCACACAGUAUGCCUGGGCGAAUCCGGAAAGGUCUACACGUUUGGCUGUAACGACGAGGGCGCGCUGGGCCGCAACACGUCCGAGGAGGGCUCGGAGAUGUCGCCCAGCAAGGUGGAGCUGGAAGAGCGCGUGGUGCUUGUGUCAGCUGGGGACAGCCACACCGCCGCCCUCACCGAGCAGGGCACCGUCUACGUCUGGGGCUCCUUCAGGGAUAACAAUGGAGUCAUUGGACUGCUGGAACCCAUGCAAAAGUCUGCCAUCCCUGUGAAAAUGCCCAUUAAAGAGCCAGUGGUGAAAAUUGUAUCAGGUAGCGAUCACCUGGUGAUGUUGACUAAGGCCGGAGACCUGUACUCCUCAGGGUGUGCGGAGCAGGGCCAGCUGGGAAGAGUGGCCGAGUGCUUCGCCAAUCGGGGAGGCAGACUGGGACUGUUGAGGUUGCUUUCACCCCAGCUGGUCCUGGUGAACUCUCGGGGAAAGACACGCUUCAUCGACGCGUUCUGUGGUGCCUAUUUCACCUUCGCCUUGUCGAAAGAUGGCCACGUCUACGGCUUUGGCCUCUCAAACUACCAUCAGCUAGGAACCCAAAGCACAAACGUGUGUUUCACACCUGUGAAGCUGACGUCCUUCAAGAACUCCACCACCUCCUGGGUUGGCUUCUCAGGUGGACAGCAUCACACGGUCUGCAUGGAUUCUGAAGGCAAGGUGUACAGCCUGGGCAGAGCGGAGUACGGCCGUCUGGGUCUAGGCGAGGGGGCGGAGGAGAAAAACGAGCCCACACCUGUGCCAGGUAUCGAUGGAGCCCAGGUGGUUGCCUGUGGAGCCUCCGUCAGCUAUGCAGUCACCAAACAAGGGUCUGUGUUCGCCUGGGGCAUGGGCACCAACCUGCAGCUGGGCACGGGGGAAGAGGACGACGAGUGGAGCCCAGUGGAGAUGACGGGCAAACAGCUGGAGGGCCGCACAGUUCUGUCAGUGUCCAGCGGGGGGCAGCACACCGUGCUGCUGGUCAGGGACAAGCAGGAAAGCUGAUGAGCUUUGCUCAGCGGGGAGAUGGAAGUGAGAAAAAAAGGAACUGUCGAUUCUGUUGGGUAUCUGUAAACGAAGCCUUUUUAAAUUAGGGGCGGGAUGGUGUUGGGCACUUAUCUGUGCUGGGCCAGUCUGUUGGAGAGGGGUUGAGGUAGGGUUUUAUAAUGGCUGGAGAGGAAGAGAGAAAAGUGCAUUUUUGAGGAGUCAAAGUCCUGACCAGAGUGAACCCAAACUUUUCACUGGAUGUGAUCUGAUAGAUCAUGACAAGAAAUUAUUAAAAAAAAAGAACAAGAGACUAUUUUUAUAAAACACAGGUUGUGCUUGAUUCUUUUUUUAUUCUUAAAUCCUUUUUAAUGAGAGCCCGUAGAAUGCCUUUCAGGGAUGCUAACCCAUUUCUGUGUGUGUGUGUGUGUGUGUGUGUGUGUGUGUGUGUGUGUGCGUGUGCGUGUCCACAUGUAUGUUUGGAUUUGAGUGUAUUUGCAGGAGUAACAAAAGGCAAUGGAUCUUUUUAGUGGCUCAUCCCAUCUUUUAAGUUCAUUGAUCAGUUAAAGCAAUAAAUCAAGUUUCCCCUCACAGUUCACCUUCCAUACUUCAUUAGACAGUAACUGUACUUGGGAUGGCUCAAUGAUGUAUUGCAUUUAUUAAACUUUUGUUCAACAUUAAAGUUCAUUCAGCUGUUUA